GGCUUCUGGAAAUCUUAUACUAUUAACAAUGGCUUCUGUGACUGAGCAGCGCGGAACAAAGCGGAAGCGGGGGGCUGUAGCUAAAGAAGAAGAUCUGUCUGUCAAAUUGACAAGAAAACUAUAUCAUGCCGCGAAAGAAAUGCGCAAGGUAGCUAAGAAAGAGAAGACGUUUGAGACGCAAAAGAUUGUGAAGAAGCUCAAAACACUGAGGGCUAAGGACCCGGAAGGCAAUGCCAAAAUGAUUCUCGAUUUUGAGAGUCAACUCGAGGUCAUUAAGGUACACACGCCUAUCCGCUACUCAGUCUCUUUCCGUGUGUUGACUAUGGACCAGCACCUUGACCACGAGCCUAUUGCCAAUCUCGCUCUUAAGACUAAACUUAACAAGGACCGCCUCUUAUUGCAAAACGAACACAUGCAAACCGCGAUCUCGACAGAACUUAGUCCCAACCUACUAACAUCAGCGGAUCCUGGGACCGCAGCCAGAAAGGUCCAGGAUCGGCUCCUGAGCUCUAAAACACUUGCCGUAGAGGUUCUUUCCGUCCUCACCGCCCUCAAGGAGAUGGUAGAUCCCAGUCUACGGAAAGGACCAGAGCAGGCUCCUGAUGCGGAAGGAUCUGACGACGAGCCUCCGUCGAAGGUAAAGAAGGCGAAGGCGCCUAGCCGGCCUGUAGGGGGUAGUGGCGACGAGCAUGAAGGCGGGGAUGAAAGCACUGCUCCCGAGGUGGACGCUGCUGGUUGGGAAUCCGGGACAGUGCGCGGCGAUGAUGACGACGAUGGUUGGGAGUCUGGGUCGGUUGACGACGCUAAUCCUCGAGGUCAAUCGAUUGCGGGUGGAGCAGACAGUGACGGAUCCGAAGCAGACGACAGCGGUAACGAAGAUGAGAAUAGCGAUGAUGAGGAGGACGACGACGACGACGACGACGAUGUGGACGGUGGCGACAACGCUGCAGUCGCUAUUGCAUCGGCGACCAAACGCGCUUCUCAGCAAGCGGAGAAAGGAAAGAAGGUUGCACUUCCCGCGAAAGACACGAAAGGGAAGUCGAAGGCAACCGCGGAAUCUACAUUCCUUCCUUCACUAUCUGUUGGCUUCACUCGAGGCGACUCGGACGCUUCUGAUCUCAGCGACGAAGAGGUGAAGGUCGCCGACAUGCGGAAAAACAGACGCGGCCAGCGAGCUCGGAGAGCUAUUUGGGAGAAGAAGUACGGCGGAAAUGCGAAUCACGUCAAGAAAGAGCGCGAAGCAAUGGCACAAGAGCCACGUAAUCAGAGGCGCGCGGACCCUCAUGGCAGGAAUCGUACCCAUCCGCCCGGCGGUUCUCGUAAGGGAGGCCCUCCUUCGGCGUUCAGGGCUCCGCCGAGUGACAAGGGCUGGAUGAAGAAGGGCGAGGUACCGAAUGUCCCCUCUCAUGCGUCUGUACCUCCGAAGGCGAAGUCAAAAGACGACAAGCCUUUGCACCCAUCAUGGGAGGCAAAGAAAAGGCUCAAUGAGAAGCUGAAGCCGGUCAUUCUACCACCACAAGGCAAGAAGAUCAUUUUCUCGUAGUUGAACACAAGGUUUGGACGCAUUGACAUGCAGAAGGCUUGCGACCUCGUGUCUGACGACCAAUAGGAUAUCCUCCUAUUAUAGACCCCCGCAAUGCGGGGGCAUCUGGAAAUAGAUGCACAGUCACUCGUGUAUUUUGUAAUUGGCUA
Postia placenta MAD-698-R-SB12 is the source of this 1692-nucleotide messenger RNA. RefSeq lists its product as hypothetical. Lineage: Eukaryota; Fungi; Basidiomycota; Agaricomycetes; Polyporales; Adustoporiaceae. Gene Ontology annotation, cellular component: 90S preribosome; nucleus. The record is from RefSeq and is a predicted model, not a curated record. Bases 29 to 1543 code for a protein of 504 amino acids. The transcript is spliced from 5 exons. Gene Ontology annotation, biological process: maturation of SSU-rRNA.